AUCAUUAUCUCACAAUUGGAAAUCACGCUACACGGCACAGACGCGCUAUUCUAUCGUAGAAAUGGAUAAUCAACCAUUUGAAACAGUUUUAGGCAAACUCCAGUUCAUUGAUAUCAACGAUCACUCAUAUGAUAGCAUUAUUACUAUAAAGUUUUGGUUCUUAAACUUAAAAGCUGCAGAGGAGGGCAACGAUCUAGUAACAGAAAAUAAACUAGACAUUUUGGAAGUUGUCUCAGAUCUAUAUCCUGACUUUGCGUUGCCUGCAAUGUACUAUGUCAUGUGUAUUAGAGAAACAUUUCGUCAAAGAACUAGUCGAUUACCCGUCACUCCAGAAAUAUUAGAAAUACACCACGAUAUAGAGGCUGAGAAACUUGAAAGAUCAAGACAAAGCUCCCUAAACUGGAUGAAUAACGCAUUUAUAAAUGAUUCACAACCUGAUCUUUCAUUCGUAGAGCAGUUGGUGAAUGACUAUGAGGGUUUCUAUAGACAGCGUCCGCUCAUUCCUCAGUUACCUCGCACUUUCCAUCGUACAUCUGACCGUCAGAGAAAGGUAGAGGUCGAUAAAAGGUUGAGAUUCAUUGAGCAGUUCAUUGAGCAGAAUGAAGACAAAGUAGACAAAGUCGAAACCAGGCAUAUCCUUCGAAAUAGUCUUGAGCAGAAUGAAAAUAGAGAAGAUCUAAUUAAAUCUAAACCUGCUCUUAGAAAUAGUCAGAGGAACGAAAGCCAAGAAGAAAAAAAGGAAAGAGCUUUAAAAGAUUAUAUGUUGACCAAUGACUUCAGUGAGCAUCAUGACAUCAUUAUUUCUCUCAAAUCUCGUAGCAUUUCGACGGAACAUCUAAACGCCUCUGAAUACCUCGUUCAUGUAGGGAAAGAGUAUGCUGAUCGAGUUCGUAAAUCUUAUCAAACACAACUUUGGCAAAAUGAUUCUAAUAUAAUUCUAUCGAUAGAUUCCUGGAAGUUGAAAGAUUCAAAACACGAUAUAAUGACAAUACAUUCAACACCAUUAGGCACUGAUGAAAGCAGAUUGGUACAUACCUGCAUGAAAGAUGGUCGAAAUGAUAUUUUGAAUUCUAUUUCUCGUCCCAGUAAAGCAAACGUUACUACUCUCGUAGUAGAUCAUUCAUCUUCGUUUCCUUAUGUGAAACAUUCGUAUGAUAUUCUCUUGCAAGACGUACUCUCGGCAUAUAAUUCAGCAUUCGUUGCUUGUCUAUCAGCUGCAAAGUUAGAUGGUGUCGUCGAUACAUUGAUCAAACUGGUAAAAACACUUCAUAAAUCAAAGCUUAUAAAUCAUGUUCUGAAGAAGUUACUCGAGGUUCGGAAACAAGACUUACCUAAAAAACCAUCCCACUGGCGGUAUUUUGGUGUUUUUCAUUCAGCAACGCAAGUAUUACAUGUAUUAGAAACUAUUUUAAUGAUUGGCGAGAGUAAAUCCGCGAAAGUUAGGCAGAUUUUCGAUAAUAAAAUUGGUCAAUUGUUAAAAGCCAAUCUCGAGAAGUUCAUCUUAGGCUUGCACUUUAUUACCAGAGUGUUCUCACCGUUCGAUUUCGGUUUUGAAAUGCUCGAAAGUCCCAAACUUCGACUUGAUCAAGUGCAUACUCUCUACUGUUGGACGAUCCAAACCAUGGCAGACUUGAUGCGUUCUCAAUCUAAGCUCGAGUUGACGUGGUCGUUUGAUGCUCCUUUGAUUUUGUCAGCUUUUGCUGAGAACUAUAGGUGGUUAAGAACCAUCAACAACGUGAAAACAUCAAUAAAUCCACCUUUUAAUACACAGGAUAUUGAUUUACACUGGUUAGCGUUAUUCCUUAAUCCUAAUAUGCAAUUGUCUGAUUUCCAAGCACCAUUCGCAGAUGAUCUUACAAGAUCACUACGCGGAAGAUUGAGUCCUUCGUCUUCAUCGAACUAUUUCUUUUCAAUAUCUGAAGCAAUUAAGAACAUGUAUAUCGCAACGCAUCAAAACAUCAGUAAUGAAGAUACAGCUAACGUACAGUAUACAAUUAAUUCAGAUUUAUACCGAUACAUAAGCAAAAGUGGAGAGUUCGCUAGAUCUGAAGGCACUGAUCCUUUCGUAUGGUGGUCCGAACCAUCAAGGUCUAAAAGCCCGUUAGCAUUCGUUGGUGCGCAGCUCCUUGGUACAAGACCUACCACGAUGACAGCAAAGAGAUACAACAACACGUUGAGAUGGUCGAUAGACGAACCAUCAGAGACUGCAGAUUCUGACUCUAUCUGCGAAAAAUUAUUGCUCCGAGAGUACUUCAACGAUGAAGAGAACGUUCCGGAUAUAUCAGGUGAUUUCUCUACCGCCGAACGCACACAAUUUAUACCUACCACUGUUCUGGAUGCCAAGGUCAAUAUUUCAAAAGGAAAUGGAACAGAUUAUACAUUAGAGCAUACGUCUACUGACUUCGAACCAUCCAAAUUGCUUGAAGAAGUUGCAGUAGAAUUAUGUAUGAACACAGAUUAUAUUGAGACAUUUUUGGAACCUUAACCUUAUUUGUUUAGAUUUGUAAUAUUCAGUGUUGUAU
Molecule: messenger RNA, 2522 nt
Organism: Wallemia mellicola CBS 633.66
Lineage: Eukaryota; Fungi; Basidiomycota; Wallemiomycetes; Wallemiales; Wallemiaceae
Exons: 3
Coding region: 62-2485 (807 amino acids)
Source: RefSeq, a predicted model, not a curated record